AUGCACGAAUGCUAUAGCUCAACCCUUGAAUAACAAACACAGGGUAUUAGUUGUUCCUUGGGGUUACGACCAAGACAUGAUGUAGAGAUUGAAAGAUGGACCAGAGAGGGCUGAGGUUAUUGCUUGAGCUCUGCAAGCCUUACUUCCUACUGACCCUCUUCCAACUCUGCCUUGCAAUCCUCAUGAGUCUUACUCAGUUACUUACCUCUAAAGGGAUCAGUGCUCUCACCCUCAUCGUCUAUGAGAGCAUCAUUUCUACUCUUGUUUUAUCUUCUCUUGCCUUCUUCCUUGAAAAAGGGAGAAGACCCCCACUUUCCUUUAAGAUACUAUGCUAUGGCUUCCUUGCUGGACUCUUGCAGUCAAGGUAACAUUGUGUCAAAUGCUAUUGACUGUAAGCCUGCAAUUAGUAGGAUCGACAUUUGAGAGCAUUGUUUUGAACUUACAGACAUCUAUAAUCUUUGUUUUGGCAUUGAUUUUUGGACAAGAACAAGUAAGCUUUCAGAAUUUUAAUGGACAGGCCAAGAUAUUUGGUGUGGCCAUCUCUGUUGGUGGAGCAUUGACAAUGGUGAUAUGGAAGGGACCCGCAAUAACAGAAUCGACAUUGUUAAGUAGUUCUCAAGCAUCAACAGGAAGAACUACUUUUGGCAGUAUCUUGGUCAUAGUUGCAGUACUUUCUACUUGCUUUUGGAAUAUUUUGGUGGGAAUUAUGGUAAUAGGACUCUCCUUCUAUGCGAUGAUAUGGUGCAUACACAAGAGAGGCCCAGUAUUUACAUCGGCAUUCAACCCACUUUUCAUCAUUUUCUCUUUUCUUUUAGAAACUUUUGUAUAUAAAAAUCCUGCACACUGGGGAAGCAUUGUUGGAGCAGUACUAAUAGUUUCUGGUCUCUACCUACUUUUGUGGGCUAAAGCUAGAGAUGCUGAGACAGAAGAGGUGAAGGAAGAUGAGCCCAUCAGCUCACCUUUGAUCCAAUCCUAAGAUAGUGCAAGUUUAUAUAUAGUUGAUCUCUUAUUACAAACAUUAGCUGCAUGAAUUAACGAUUAAGGAUGCAGAAUA
Macadamia integrifolia is the source of this 1054-nucleotide messenger RNA. Its product is annotated as WAT1-related protein At1g43650-like. The record is from RefSeq and is a predicted model, not a curated record. Bases 329 to 976 code for a protein of 215 amino acids. Gene Ontology annotation, molecular function: transmembrane transporter activity. Gene Ontology annotation, cellular component: plasma membrane. The transcript has 5 exons. NCBI's taxonomy places the organism in Eukaryota, Viridiplantae, Streptophyta, Magnoliopsida, Proteales, Proteaceae.